AUGGCCACUGCCCCGACCGCCUCGAACACCACACUUCCCUCGCAAAAUGCCAGCAUCCCGCAUGUCGCACCCUCAGCCGCAGCUGAGCUUGGAGAGCUCGGUCUGAGUUCACUACAGAGACUCAAGUCGCGCGAUCCAGAAGAGCUCGAAGUCGUCAGGAUUUUGUACACAAAUGUGCGCAAGAUAGUGGAGCAAGAUGCGUACGAGCUGGAGGCAGCACUUCUGGAAGACGUAGUCGCACUGCUGCACUUGAAAGAGCGGAUUGCGGAGCAGAUUUCCCCCGUGGCACUGGGCACGAGGCGGAAGAUGAGGAGGAAAGGCGUCGUCAGGAGUAGAGAGUACUGGGUGCAUGUCAAGGUAGUCGGACAUAGGAUCGAAGAAAUAGGGAGAAAUUAUGUGCUCAAGGUCGAUGAGAUCAGGAAGAAAGUCACGCGCAUUGCUCAGUCUGUUUGGCGCGUGUUGCAGCAUGAUGCUGUUGAUGCAGUUGUCCGACGCCGAAGUCGACUUUGUCCUCAAGGAAAUGGACGUCCACAACGGACAGCAAGAACUUAG
Messenger RNA from Didymella exigua CBS 183.55, 552 nucleotides. RefSeq lists its product as uncharacterized. The transcript has a single exon. Lineage: Eukaryota; Fungi; Ascomycota; Dothideomycetes; Pleosporales; Didymellaceae. The record is from RefSeq and is a predicted model, not a curated record. Bases 1 to 552 code for a protein of 183 amino acids.